AGUUUAAUUAAAUUAUUAACACCAAUUGCAGCACACAGAUACACGGCCGAGAGAAACGGUGUACAUUUCAAGGUCGCCAGGCAGUGGCACUCCACAAAACGAUGAUCAAGGGUCAGGGGAGAUAUUCUUUGCAUUGUGCCCGCCGGUACACCGCGGCCUUGAUAAGGCAACAGCACCGGUCAUUCCAAACACAACAGACGAAAGAUCGACGACGGCGAGUGGUCAUCACGGGCCUCGGUGUCGUAUCUCCAGUGGGCUGUAACGUAACCACGGCUUGGCAAACGAUCCUGUCCGGCCAAUCCAAGGUAGGCCGCCUGAUCGGAGAUGCGUACGAAAAGCUGCCCUGUCGUGUGGCGGCCACGAUCGAUAAGCAGGAUAUUGAUCUCGAACAGAGCUUCACGAAAAGCGAACUAAAGACGAUGGCCCGUGGUACGGCAUUUGCGCUGCUAGCUGCCAAGGAAGCAUUAACGGCUGCCUCCUGGACUCCGUCCACCGAGGAUGAGAGUGCGUGUCAGCGGACGGGCGUAGCCGUCGGGAUGGGGAUGGUGGAUUUGCAGGACAUCUGUGAUACCAACGAAGCGCUGAAGAAAGGCUACAACCGGGUGAGUCCCUUCUUCGUGCCCCGAAUUCUACCAAACAUGCCAGCUGGACAGUUGAGUAUAAAAUAUGGUUUCCGCGGUCCGAAUCACGCCGUAUCGACGGCCUGCGCCACUGGAGCCCAUUCGAUCGGGGACGCUUUCCGGUUCAUCCGCAACGGUGAUGCAGACGUGAUGGUUUGUGGUGGAGCCGAGGCCUGCAUCAAUCCACUGGCCAUUGCCGGGUUCUGCCGAUUGCGUGCCCUCAGUACAGCGUUCAAUGAAGAUCCAACCGCUUCCUCGAGACCGUUCGAUGAGCAUCGCGAUGGGUUUGUGAUGGGCGAGGGUUCCGCUAUCUUUGUCUUGGAGGAACUGGAGCAUGCACGAAACCGCGGAGUACCGAUACAGGGUGAAAUACUUGGCUAUGGAUUGUCUGGUGAUGCAUCGCACUUGACGGCACCGAGGGAUGACGGAACCGGGGCAAUGCUUGCGAUGACACGUGCACUAAACGAUGCCAAUUUGACGACCGCCGAGGUGGGCUACAUCAACGCGCACGCCACAUCCACGCCCAUCGGAGAUGCCAUCGAAGCCCGUUCGAUUCGGACCUUAUUCGGUGAUCAUACGGAUAAAGUAGCAGUUUCCUCGACAAAAGGUGCCCACGGACAUCUCCUUGGGGCUGCUGGCAAUCUGGAGGCCCUUUUCACACUGUUGGCCUGCCGUCACGGUGUGCUACCACCAACGGUUAAUCUCGACAGCAUCACUGAUGAUAUGGCUGGUCUACGGUUCGUGGCUAAAACGUCGGAACCAUGGGACGAUGGACGAAGGCGAGUGGCACUGAAAAAUUCCUUCGGCUUUGGAGGAACCAACGCGUGCCUUUGCAUCGGCGAAUACCAAGAAUAAAGGUGCAGUUG
Molecule: messenger RNA, 1486 nt
Organism: Anopheles darlingi
Lineage: Eukaryota; Metazoa; Arthropoda; Insecta; Diptera; Culicidae
Product: 3-oxoacyl-[acyl-carrier-protein] synthase, mitochondrial
Exons: 1
Coding region: 102-1475 (457 amino acids)
Biological process (GO): fatty acid biosynthetic process
Molecular function (GO): 3-oxoacyl-[acyl-carrier-protein] synthase activity
Source: RefSeq, a predicted model, not a curated record